CGAUGGUGACAUUACGUGUGGUAUACUCACACCACGCAUUAUCUGAUCACAUUUUCCUAGUGGUACAGCUGCGAGUCUCCGGGGGGUGGACGCCGUUACUAGGUCAACAACCUGUUGGUCUUCGUCGGCGGCAUGCUGCCAGUUGUUUCGUGAGCCUUCUUUCGAAUGGUGAGCCGGUGAGUUGAGUUUAGAUCUCAGUUAGCAAUUAUUGAAAUGGAGUAUCGCGGUGCGACGGCAAAAAUUCCAUCUGAGAACAUUCUCACAAAGAAUAUUUCCAGAGUACACUUAUCAAGAACAAUGAAAUCCAGCCUCGACGAUCACCCCGAAUCAUGGGAGCAGCCGCGAAGCUUCAAAAAGAAAUUUCCAAAGAUCCUAAAGUACGACGCAGUAAGUGGCACAUUCAACCUCUCAGCGAUGCUCAAAAAUCCUACGCUGCCACUGAUGCCUAUGUAUCUUUGCUGCUUUACAACACAUUGCAAGAUAAAGCAAAUGAAAAUGCAUCAUAAGUAACAAAGGGGAAAAUUCAAGGAAUAAAUUGGUCCUAAAAUCGAUCGUCAUAAUAAUACUUUCGAGUUUUCAAGUAAGACAAACAAAUUUUUUAAUAAUAGCUAUGAGCAAUAGAAUCGUGAAGGUCCUUCGGGCUGGAAGAUUGGAUUAUGGAGUAGCCCUUAGUCUGCAGAAGAACUUAGCUGAUUUGCAUUACGGUAAUAAACAGUUAGUAAUGGAGACACAGAAUACUUUGGUCUUACUGGAGCACAAUCCGGUCUAUACCAUUGGAAUACGGAGGAACGAUUACUCUGAAGAAGAAGAAAAAAAGUUGACAAAACUUGGCGCCCAAUUUUUUAAAACUAAUCGUGGUGGGCUGAUUACUUUUCAUGGACCUGGGCAACUCGUUGCAUACCCCAUCCUGAAUCUGAAGCAAUUCGCACAAGCAAGUAUAAGAUGGUAUGUGAAUGAGAUAGAAAAAAUGAUAAUACGAUUAUGCGCGGAAUUCGGUAUCAAAGGUGAAACCUCGCCCGAUACAGGAGUAUGGGUGAAUAAUAACAAAAUUUGCGCUAUCGGAAUUCACGGAAGCCGAUACAUUACGACUCAUGGACUUGCUUUGAACUGCAACACCGAUUUGAAGUGGUUUGAGCAUAUUGUGCCUUGCGGUAUCAAGGGGAAGGGCGUCACAAGCAUAAGUAAAGAAUUAAAACAGGAUAUUACAAUUGACGAUGUAAUUCCCGUGUUGUGUAAUGCGUUCAAAGAUCAAUUCGAAUGUUCCCUGAUUGAUUAUCCGCUCAACAAAGCAUCAAAUUUACUAAGAACUGCUGUUAAUUCGACAUAUCAGUAAAUCAAAUAGAAAGUCACAUGAAUAUGCACGAAAUUGCUAUUAGGUCUCAUAAUUAUGGGAAAUAUCAAGUUGAAGCUAGCGGCCAAAAUUAACGGACAAAUAUGCUAACGUUGGGUAAAAUAAUGCAUCGAAACCUGGGAAACAGAACUAUGUCAAAUAUUAUGGAAUAGUAAUACUCUUAUAAGAUUAUAGAUAUGAAAUUUUAUAAUAUUGUAAAAUUCAAAACAAGCUGAGUGUAUUCUAGUUACUAGCCUCAGCGCCGUAUUAAAAAUAUUAUUAGAGAUCAUUUCUCAAAAAACAAAUUGUAAAUAGAUCCAAUAUGUGAUCUUAAUGGUCAAGUACCAAUCACAUGUAUUAAUAUUGGCGAAAUAAAGCAGCUUUAUCAUU
Molecule: messenger RNA, 1720 nt
Organism: Neodiprion fabricii
Lineage: Eukaryota; Metazoa; Arthropoda; Insecta; Hymenoptera; Diprionidae
Gene: Lipt2
Product: putative lipoyltransferase 2, mitochondrial
Exons: 4
Coding region: 611-1333 (240 amino acids)
Biological process (GO): nucleobase-containing compound metabolic process; protein lipoylation
Cellular component (GO): mitochondrion
Molecular function (GO): 3'-5' exonuclease activity; lipoyl(octanoyl) transferase activity; nucleic acid binding
Source: RefSeq, a predicted model, not a curated record